CUUUUCGAACGAUGUCGACAUCACGGUUCCUCAAACAUGUGCUUCCGCGGCUUCGUGCCCGUGUCGGAGCUUUCUGGAGUCGCAGGGUGGCAUAGAUUUGAAGCGAGAGUUAGGGCUUCUGCACUGGCUUAUUUGUCGAUAGUUUUUUUAUGCAUGUUCAGCUUCAUCAGACAGCCAUUGUUUCAUGUGUCUAGAAACAGAUCUCUCGCUUUAUAUGAAGUAUGUAAACGUAAUCGUGUUUGUUGAGAAGUGAGACGGUAAGAAAUGAACGACGUGCCAUCUGCGUGGUUGGCUGGACCUGUUGAUUAUGCAUCCUUUCUAAUCUGAUCCGAGGGGCAAAACGGAGGACAAAUAACGAGAGGAUUGACGCCAGAGGUUAUAGAGUCACUGUCAUGCUGCAAGGGGCCUUUUUUCGCGCAUCUGGGUGCCAUAAGAGACCGGUAUAAGCACAGAGAAAACCGUCUUUCUGGGACGGAGAUCGCGCAGGCGAUUGCAAGCAGUACCGCUUUGAAGAUAGUUAGGUUUCGUGGGGUUUUUUUUGUAGAAAUGCUUUUUCAGGAGGACAAUGAUAUCGACUAACAGCAGUUUUUAUAUGGAUUCGAGUUUUUGAGUUCGGGAUUCAAAAAGCAAGAUUUUAAUUGAAAUAAGUUUCUAAUUCUAUUUCUUCCUCCUCGAGCUUGCUAUUUUCUUCUCGCGUAGAGGAGAGGACAACCAGCAAACCGAACAUCAGUUCUGAGUGACAAAGAGGUUAUCAGAGGACCAAUUAGAAAUUUUAGGCAAGAGCUUGCACUUCUAACUUAGAACAGGAAGCGAAGCGGU
This is a messenger RNA of Amoebophrya sp. A25, 819 nucleotides long. The record is from the annotation of a GenBank genome assembly. Lineage: Eukaryota; Dinophyceae; Syndiniales; Amoebophryaceae.